This is a messenger RNA of Erinaceus europaeus (western European hedgehog), 948 nucleotides long. Its product is annotated as olfactory receptor 8B3-like. Gene Ontology annotation, biological process: sensory perception of smell; G protein-coupled receptor signaling pathway. The coding region runs from base 10 to 948 and encodes 312 amino acids. The record is from RefSeq and is a predicted model, not a curated record. NCBI's taxonomy places the organism in Eukaryota, Metazoa, Chordata, Mammalia, Eulipotyphla, Erinaceidae. The transcript has a single exon. Gene Ontology annotation, molecular function: G protein-coupled receptor activity; odorant binding; olfactory receptor activity. Gene Ontology annotation, cellular component: membrane.
UAGGGAAGAAUGGCCUCAAGAAAUGGUUCUUCAGUGACUGAGUUUAUCCUCUUGGGUUUAACACAACAGCCAGAACUCCAGCUGCCUCUCUUCUUCAUUUUCUUGGGAAUCUAUGUGGUCACUGUGUUGGGGAACAUUGGUUUGCUUGUUCUGAUUGGUCUGAACCCUCAUCUGCACACUCCUAUGUACUACUUUCUCUUCAACCUUUCCUUCAUUGACCUCUGCUUUUCCUCUGUCAUUAUUCCCAAGAUGCUGAUUAGUUUUAUAGAACAGAACACCAUUUUGUAUGAAGCGUGCAUGGCUCAGCUCUUUUUCUUUGCUUUCUUUGUUAUUGAUGAGUGCUGCAUUUUGACAUCAAUGGCCUAUGACCGCUAUGUGGCCAUCUGUAAGCCCUUGCUUUACAGGGUCACCAUGUCCCGUCAGGUGUGUCUCAUGCUGACAGCAGGUACUUAUGCAAUGGGGGUUGUGGGCGCUGUGGCCCACACUGUCUGCAUGCUGAGAGUUACCUUCUGUGAGAGUAACAUCAUCAACCAUUACAUGUGUGACAUCCCUCCUCUGCUCCAGCUGUCCUGCACCAGCACCUCCAUCAAUGAGCUGGUGGUUUUCAUUGUGGUCGGUGUUAAUGUCAUAGUGCCCAGUGUCACCAUCUCCAUGUCUUACACCUUGAUCAUCUCCAACAUCCUCCACAUCCAUUCCAGGGAGGGCAGGGCCAAAGCUUUCAGCACCUGCAGCUCCCACAUAGUUGCAGUUUCUCUCUUCUUUGGGUCAUCAGCAUUCAUGUAUCUUAAACCUUCUUCUGGUUCUCUGGACCAAGAUAAAAUAACCACAGUCUUUUAUACCAUUGUGGGCCCAAUGAUGAAUCCUUUUAUCUAUAGUUUGAGGAACAAAGAUGUCCAGAUUGCAGUGAAUAAGACUUUGAAAAAAGGUUGUUCUCCUACAUUGUGUUAG